Molecule: messenger RNA, 1988 nt
Organism: Cynoglossus semilaevis (tongue sole)
Lineage: Eukaryota; Metazoa; Chordata; Actinopteri; Pleuronectiformes; Cynoglossidae
Product: gastrula zinc finger protein XlCGF52.1-like
Exons: 2
Coding region: 651-1988 (445 amino acids)
Biological process (GO): regulation of transcription by RNA polymerase II
Molecular function (GO): DNA-binding transcription factor activity, RNA polymerase II-specific; RNA polymerase II cis-regulatory region sequence-specific DNA binding
Source: RefSeq, a predicted model, not a curated record
UAUUGACGUGUUAGCAUCAUAUUGACGUGUUAGCAUCUUGUUGACGUGUUAGCAUCAUGUAAAGUUGGAGGUUAUUGAUCCUGAAGUCAACUGCAGUAAAAACUACGAUAAAGUUUCUUUGUUUUUUUGUUGAUUUUUAAACAGAGCAUAAAAUAAAUAAAUGAAACCACAUUCAUCAAAUCAUCAGGACUGAACUCAGAGCAGUGGAGUUCCUCUGUAGACGUGAACAGUUUCACCUGAGGAGAGUUCAUUGGUCAGUCAGAUUUUGUGAUAAUAAUGAGAUUAUUCAGUGAAAUAUCAGUUGUUGUUUUUUUUCCUCUCCUGGAGGAUUAGCCGUAGUCCGUGUUUGUGGAGGGAUUUUGACCCAGUCUGUUGUUUUUAAACGGUCGAGUCAUUUGGUGUUUUUUAGUUAUUUUUUUAAAUCUAGUAACUAAUCUAUUCUAGUUCUACCGCGUAAUGGUGACGUCGCUAAUGGUUUAACGCUCUGUUUACGUAAAAUAAAAUAGUUUUCAAAUAUUUUCCUUUUUUAAGUUUUCUGUUAACCGAUUUCGUCCAGUAGGAGGCGCUGAAGCGUCUAUUUAUUGACUCUAACACAUCAGCCGAAGGAGGAGGCUAACAGCGGCUAACGGCUGCUAGCAGCCGCUGAGAAGAUGGAGGGUCGUAACGAGGAGUCUCCAGCGGAGCACGAAGUCAGAGCGCAGCGAUCGGAGCUGAAGAUCUGCCGACAGGGGGGGCUGCUCGAUGCCCAGCUGGAUCCCCGAGGCCGGCGUCACUCAGCAGGAGACCAGGAGCUGAUGAAGAUUAAAGAGGAGCAGGCGUGGGCUCCCAGUGGAGUCCAGGAGAAACCACAGCGCCCCCACAUCAAAGAGGAGGUGGAGGAAGUUUCCAUCAAACAAGAGGAAGGACAGAUCAUCGCUGUGACUGUGAAGAGUGAAGAAGACGAAGACGACGAGGAGGAGGAGGAGGAGAAACCAGAGCGCUCGUGGCUUCUUUAUCAACAUCAGAUCGAGGAGAACGCGGACGACGGACACGUCAGUGAAGAGGAGGCUGGAUGUUCUUCAGAGACCGACCGUAGUACCGACGACUGUGGGAAAACCCACGGACGGCCGGGGAAAAAAACAGCGAAAAAUAAACUGUUCCGAGGUGAAGAAAAACCAUUUGGUUGCUCCUACUGUGGAAAAUUCUUUAACCAAAAGAGCACACUCAAAAAGCAUGUGAGAAUUCACACAGGAGAGAAACCAUUCAGUUGUGCUGAGUGUGGUAAAAGCUUUGUCCAGAUGAGCACUCUCAAGGCCCAUGAGAAAAUCCACAGUGGAGAGAGACCCUACAGUUGCUCAGAGUGCGGCAAAACCUUUCGACAUGAGUGCAAUCUAAGGUCACACGAGAAAAUUCACACGGGGGAGAAACCAUUUAGCUGCUCCGAGUGCGGUAAAAGGUUUUCCCGUGAGUACCAUCUGAAGUCACAUGAGAAAACACACACUGGGGAAAAACCAUACAGUUGUCUGGUUUGUAGAAAAAGUUUUGCCGAGAAGAGCAACCUGAGGUCGCAUGAAAAGAUUCAUUCUGAAGAGAAACCAUUCAGUUGCCCCUUCUGUGGUAAAGGGUUUACCCAUGAGCGCUAUAUGAGGAUUCAUGAAAAGAUUCACUCUGGAGAGAAACCGUUCAGUUGCUCUGAUUGUGGCAAAGGCUUCACUCAUGAUCGUUAUCUGAGGAAACACGAGAAAAUCCAUUCGGGUGAAAAACCGUUCAGCUGCGGGACGUGUGGCAGAAGUUUUACUGAGAAGAGCAAUCUGAGGGCUCACGAGAAAAUUCACACAGGAGAGAAACCAUUCAGUUGCUCAAUGUGUGGAAAAAGGUUCCUGGAAAAGAGCACCCUGAGGAAACACGAGAGAAUUCACAGCAAAGUGAAAAAACCUGGAGCCAAGAGACGGGAACAGAGACUGGACCAGGGACCGGACCAUGAAACUGAUCAGGGGCCGGACGGGUGA